Closterium sp. Naga37s-1 is the source of this 6108-nucleotide messenger RNA. The record is from the annotation of a GenBank genome assembly. Lineage: Eukaryota; Viridiplantae; Streptophyta; Zygnematophyceae; Desmidiales; Closteriaceae.
AUGGCGCGGACGGACGGCCAGCUUGCGCUGCUCCACGUGCAGCGCGCCAAUCGCCCGCGCAUUGCGCCGAUCCUCCGCGUUGUCACUACUGGCGCGGCCCCGCUCCCAGUGGUGGCGCUCGCGGCGCAAGGGCAGCUCGGGAAAGGGCAGGUGGCGCAACCGCAGCCUGCGCAAGCGCAGGCGCAACUAGUGGCGGGGCGCGCGGGGCAGGUAGUGGCGCCACUGCAGGCCGGUGCCCCCGGAAAAAGCGGGCCCCCUUCCGCCACUUCUGCCGCUCCGCCUGCGCCUGUUAUCCCCCCGCCCGCUGCUGCUGCCCCGCUCGCAGGCGCCGCCGCCAAGCCCUCCGCCUCCUCCGCUGCAGAGGAAGCAGUACGUGAACAGAAGGCGGAGGCUGAAAAGCGUGCAGGAGGAGAACCCUCAAACGUGGCAGCACGCGCGACGAGAGAGGUUGGGGGGGCGGAAGAGGAGGAGAGGGGGGGUGAGGGUGGGAAAGGGAAGGAGGGGGGGAAGGCGGAAGGGGCGGAGGGUGCAGGGGGACAGGCUGGUGCGGCAGGGGCUGCUGGCGUGGGUGGUGCUGGCUCUGGGGUUCGUGAUGAGGCAAAGACUGCUGCUGCUGGUGCUGCUGGUGCUGCUGGUGCUGCUGCUAGUGAUGCUGCGGGGGUGGCUGGAGCUGAUACAGCCGCUGCUACAGGCGCAGCCACAGUGCCAGCUACAGUAACAGCCACGGUCGCUGCUACAGUAGCGACUACAGUGACUGCUACAGUGGCGGUAGACGCGGAGCACCCCACGGUGGCCACGGUUGUCCUGGAGCCUGCUGGCGCUGUGCGCUUUGAAUCGACUCCCUCCACCCCCGCCCGCCCGCUGCCCCUCAAACCACAAACUAAACCCCCGGCUGCCGCAGCAGCUGCCACAAAAGCAGCAAUGAGAGGAGGGAAGAUGAAAGAGGAAGAGCGGGUGGGUGACGGGGCAGCAGAAGGUGGGGGGGAAGGGGAAAGGGGAGGACGAGGGAAGGGAGAGGGAGGAGAGGGAGAGGCGGGAGGCGCAGAGGCAGGUGGGCGCAGGGGGAAGCAUGCAGGUGCGGUAGCCAUGGCAGGAGGAAUCGACAGAAGAGAGGGUGAUGGGGAGAGUGGAGGAGGAGGGAGAGGAGGAGGGAGUGGGAAAGGAAGUGGGAAACAUGGCACUUGUAAGCUGCCGCCCGCAAAGCACUCCAAGUCGUUCAAACUCUCGUCUUCUUCGAAAAAGCCGACUCUCAAAGUGACCUUUGACUCAUCCCAAAAGUCAUCUUCCCUCAAGAAGCCGUUUUCCUCCAAGUCUAAGCACGCCCCGCUGCCGCCCAAACACGCCGCCCCUGCCAAACAUGCCGCCCAGUCCAAGCAGUCUGCCGCCCAGAAGCGGGCGGCGGGGGGGAAGCAGCCGCUGAGCCCCACUAGGCAUUCUGCCAGGCUGGCGCUGAUCUCCCCCGCCCGGAAGAAAGGGCGGUGGGGUGGGGAGGAGUGGGAGGGCGGUGAUGCGGAUGAAGGGGAGGAGGGAGAUGGGGGGAGGAAGGAGGGGAGCAAGAAAGGGGCAGGGAAGGAGGAGGAAGGUGGAAGAAGGGGGGCGGAUGGGGAGAGGGAUGGGGAAGGGAAGGGGGACGAUGGGCGGAAGGGGAAAGGCGUGUGGAAAGGGAGAGUGGAGAGUGGUGCAGAUGGUAAAGCGAUGGGUCGCACAGAAAGAGGAGGCAGCAAGGGAGUGAGAGAGGAAACGAGCAGCAGAGGUGGAGGGAAGGGAGAGAAGGAGAGGUGGGGGGGGAAGGGGUUGCGGGAGAGAGGAGGUCAGGGUGACGGUGCAGAGGAGGAGGCAGAGCAGCAGCGGAGCAAGCGUCCCGUGGUUGAGGGGAGGGGCGCAGAACAGAGGGACGGGCAGAGAGUUGGUGCAACAACCCCCACCAAAGCCAAAGCCAAGGCUACACCUAGUGCUGCCGCCGCUGCUGCUGCUGCUGCUCGGCCCAUGGCUCCCCCAUCCACUCGCUCCGCUACCGUCCUUUCUCCCCCUCGCCCCUCCCCUCGCGCUCCUCUGCGCCCUCCCCCUCGUGCCUCCCCUCGUGCGCCCCCCCCUGCUCCCCCGCGCCCGGCUGCCCCGUCUGCAGCAGCGGACCGCGCAGCAGCAGCCAUGGCUGCUGCCAGGAGCCUGGGGGGCUUGGGAGGGGGGCUGGACUGGCCUCCUGUUGACACUCCCGAGGCAGAGGCUUGCGCUGACGCCCACGCCACUCCAGGGAGCCUUGAAAUUUCCGAAAAUCCCGAGGAUUCAGAGAGUUUUGAGGCUCUUCAGAUGGGUGGGAAGGCUGUAAAGGCAGCAGAGGUGGUGGUGGUGAAGUCUGAAGCAGAGGCGAGGGGGAGGGGUGGGGGCAAGGUGGGUGUGGUGGCGGAGGGUGAGAAGGGUGGUGCGGGGAGGGGGAGUGAAGGGGGGAGGAGAGGGGGGGAGGAAGUGAGGGGGAGAGGGGGAAGGGUGGCAGGGGCGGCAGGGGCGGCAGGUGUGGGAGCAGUGGUGAAGAUUGUAUUAGCGGCUGAGGCGAGGGGUGGUGGGAUGGGGGAGGUAAGUGGUGAUGGUGGGAAGGAAGAUGACUGGAUUAUGUUGGAGCAAGAGGAGGAGGGGGAGGGGGAGGAAAGAGGGAAGGGAGGAGGGAGUGAGAGGGCGGAGCAGGGGGGGAUAGCAUUGGAAGAAGAGGGAGAGGAGGAGAGUGUGGAUGUGGAGGAAGCUGAUGAUGAUACUGAUGAGGAGGGGGAGGGGGAGGAUGAGGAAGAUGAAGAGGAGGAUGAGGAGGAUGAUGAUGAGGGGGGGUUUGACAUGGAUGGGGGGGCGGUGGCAGCGCUGGCAGCGGCGGGGAUAGACAUCAGCAUGCAUGGCACGCGGAGCCUCUCAGAGGCUGACGUGGCAGCUGCUUGCCACCAGUACGGGGCGGCCUUCAUAAUGGCUCUGCUCCACGAGGUGGCACGGGAGGCAUCGUACCGCCGCCACCUCCACUGGCCGUCCAUAGCCGCCCGCCUCUCGGCCAAUCACAGCUUCCCCGUCGCCAGCCUGGCGCUCUGCCAGCUGCUGUGGCGCUGGCUGGCCUACGGCCGCCCCUUCUCGCACCUGGACACGCUGCCCUCUGCACCGCUCCUGGUGUUUUCGCCCCUGCCAGCUGCUCUGGCGCUGGCUUGCCUACGGCUCCCCUUCUCGCACCUUGGCACCCUCCCCUCCGCACCCCUGUUGGAGGAGGAGGAGAGCGAUUUGGAGGACGAGCUCGAAUACCCGCUGGACACGUCUCCUCACCUCAUUUCCGCUGCUGCAUCGUUUGUCAAGGCUGACUUGGCUGAUUCUGACAUUGCCUAUGGGUGGUACCACUCGUGCCACCCUGGGAAGCACGGCACCUCUGAGGCGCCGCAAAAGCACGACGCACAGCAGCAGCAGCAGCAGCAGCAGCAGCAGCAGGCGGAUGGAGGAGGGCAGACGCACACGGAGCAAGGCACGGCACAGGCCAAGGAUCGCCAGCAGGGAGAGCGGGAGGAGCAGCAGCGGCAGCAGCAGCGGCAGCAGCACACACAAGGAGAGAAUUUCCAUGACCCUUGGGACUUAGGCAUCCCUGAUUCUGCCUCCCAUGCCCUUUCGACUGCCCAGACUCACGCCCCUCUGCCCCCUGUCGACCCUGCUGCUGCUGAGAUUGGGGAGGGGGAGGAGGAUGAGGACGAGGAGGAGAACAAGCCAGUGGCACGGCUGGUGAGUCAACACGCGCCAGUGCCCAAGGGUGCAGAGGGCUCAAAGGGGGAGGGUGGGACAGGGAAGGAGCAGGGCAAGACAGGGGAUGGAGCCGGAGGAGGAGUAGCAGGAGCCGGAGGAGGAGUGAGUCGGAAGGCAUUGGGGAAGGGUUUUGAAGAAUCAGCCUUGGCUGCAGGGGCAGGAGGGGGAGGAGGGGAGGGGGGAGCGAAGAAGGACGGAGCGAAAGCCGCUGCCGGAAAGCCAGCAGCAGCAAAGGCAUCGACAGGCGGUGGGGGGGAGGGUGGGGCAGGCGAGAAGAAGACCAGCAGCAGCAACGCCCAGCCGGCCAAACCCAGCAAGGCAGGCGCCGCUGCCGCUUCUGCAUCUGCUGCUGCCUCUGCCUCUGCUUCUGCCGCUGCCGCUGCUGCUGCAGGCAGUGCAGGUGGUGGCAGUGGCGGCACAGAGGGAAAGGGGGCUGCAGGGGGAGGGGGAGGGGCAGCAGGGGGAGCAGGGGGCACAGCGGGGGGAGCGGGAGGGGGAGCAGGAGCAGCGGAUGGAGAGGCGAAGAAGAAGCGCAAGGCAUGGACGCCGGAUGAGGACAAGCUGCUGCUGAAGGCGGUGGAGGUGUACGGCGAGGGGCAGUGGGGGCUUGCUGCUGCUGCUGCUGCUGCUGCUGCUGCUGCUGCUGCUGCUGCUGCUGAAGGUGAUAGAGGUGUAUGGGGAGGGGCAGAGAGGGCGCGUGCUCAAGAGGAACGCCCCCAGCUGUCCCAGGUCAGUACUUUCUACAAUUGCCUGCUCCUCACUGUCCCCUUCCCUCCCAACCCAACUCCCUCUCUCUGCGCGUCCCCCUCCUUUCCACCCGAAUGCCAGCGCUGCGGUGGUACAUUCUACGAAACAAGUUUGAGAAGGAAGGAGUGCCCAUCCCACGCCCAUUACUUACUGUUUCCCUCAUACCUCCCUCUCUCUGCUCUCCCCCGCUCCCUACCCUCACACCAGCGCUGGUACAUUCUGCGCAAGAAGUUUGAGAAGGAGGGAGUGCCCAUCCCAGGCCGCAAGGCAAGGGAGGCCCGGGAAGCAGCAGCAAGAGAGGCAGCAGCAAAAGAAGCCGCUGCAAAGGAGGCUGCGGCUAAAGAGGCGGCUGCUAAGAAGGCUGCUGCUAGAGAGGCCGCUGCAAAAGAAGCAGCGGUGAAGGCUGAAGCUGCUGCGAGGGAAGCAGCAGCAAGGGAGGCAGCGAGAGAAGCGGCAAGGGAGGCAGCUAGGGAGGCAGCCGCUAGGGAAGCAGCACGAGAAGCAGCAGCUAGAGCGGAGGCUGAGGGUGCUGGUAAGGCAGGAGAGGGUGGUGUGGGAGGGGAGACUGGGGAUGGGAGUGGGGCCGGGAUGCAGCAGCAGCAGCAGCAGCAACAGCAGCCAGCGCAGCAGAGAGGAGCAGCGAGUAGCAGUGGUGGUUUGGGGGAAGCUGCCGCCGCCGCCGCUGCUAAUGCUGCCAAAUCGGCAACAGCUGGCGGUUAUUCACCCGGUGGGCUGCCGGGCGGCAGAGGUACUGUAGCAGGGGCGGGCGGGCGGGCGGGAGCGGGCGGCGGCAUGAUGGGCAGGAUGGGUGUGGGGAGAGGAAGAGGGGUGGGUAAUGUCGGUGCUGCAGCAGCAGCAGCAGCAGCAGGGAGGGGAUUGCCAUCAGGCUCAGCAGCAGGAGCAGGAGCAGGAGCAGCAGCAGGAGGUAUGGGAGGAGUGGGAGGAGGGAUAGGAGGGGGUCCUCGGCCAGGCAUUGGCACAGUAGGGCGUGCAUCCAUGCACCCGCACUCCUCCCACCCCUCCCACGCCUCCCUCUCCUCCUCCCACUCCCCUCACACCUCACUCUCUCACUCGCACACACCUCUCGCCCCGGACCCUCUGGUGCAGGCGGCAGCAGUGGCAGCAGGGGCGCGGAUAGCACCUCCCUCAGCUGCAGCCUCCCUCAUGCAGGCCGCUGCGGGGAAGGCAGGUGCGCCUGUGGUGGUGCACCACAUCACCCGCUCGCCCCAUACCUACAGCUCAGGCUCGGCAGCAGGGUUUGUGCCUGGCGGUGGAGGUUCGGGAAGGCCUGGAGUGGGAGCGGUGGGAGGGGCAGGUCGGGGUGGGGGAGGGCAGAGUGGGAGAGGGAGAGGGGUUGCCGUGUCUUCUGCUGCUACAGCCGGUGCUGCUGUAGCUGGUUCAGGGGGAGGGAGGGGAGGGGUAGGGGGAGUGGGGAGAGGGGCAGGUGCAUCUGUGCCAGGUGGCCAAACCCCAUUGGCUGGGAGUAAACCAGUGGGGCAAAGUGCCUCUUCGGGAAUGCCCCCAGCAGGCGCACAGGGGAGCGCAGGGGGAGGUGCAGGCGCACAGGUGGGCGCACAGAGCAGCACCAUGCAAGUGGGCAGGUGA